UCAAGUGCUACAACAAAAGGUUGAACUACUGAAGAAUUUUACAUUCUUGUUUUAGCAGCUUUGCCUUUUCAGAUGGGGGAUGGAUACGUUAUGGUCGCUGCAAUCGACUUCGGAACUACUUUCUCUGGUUAUGCGUUCUCAACAUCCGCGGAGUUCAAGAAAGAUCCCCUAAAGAUCCACGCUAAUCAAGCUUGGGUAUCCGGACAGAAGUAUCUCUUGUCCUUAAAGACACCAACAUGUCUGCUGUUGGAUAAAGAAGGGAAAUUUGUGUCAUUUGGGUUUGAUGCUGAAAACCGAUUUUCAGAUAUUGUUCUAGACGAGAAGGAAGACGACUACUUGUUUUUCAACAGAUUCAAAAUGAAGCUGCACAACAAUAAGGAAUUAACUCGGGAAAUGUUACUGGAAGACAUUUCAAAAAGAAAUUUCCCAGCAAUAAAAGUUUUUUCAAUGUCCAUUGGGGCACUUAAAGACCAUUUGAUGGACACAUUGAAAACACAAGGUUUAAUCGUCAAAAUUGACGAAAUACGAUGGGUUCUCACUGUGCCUGCAAUAUGGUCGGAUCCGGCGAAACAAUUUAUGAGGGAGGCGGCGAAAAUGGCAGGUUUGCCAGAUAAGAUGCUACGUAUUUCUUUGGAGCCAGAGGCAGCCUCCCUGUUUUGUCAGCAUCUUCCUGUCGAGAGGCUAGCUGGGGCUUCUAAAGGGUUCGGAGUCUCCCAGGAAGGCGCUAAAUACAUGGUCAUCGAUUUGGGGGGUGGGACUGCUGACAUAACGGUACAUGAAAAGUUGAAAGACAACAAAUUGAAGGAACUUUUUAAGGCAAGUGGUGGUGCAUGUGGUGGAACAGCAGUGGACACCCAAUUCUACUCUACUAUGCAAAGAAUAUUUAGCGGCGAAGUCAUGCACUGUCUACAAAAAGAGAAGACGUUUGCGUACCUGGAUUUGAUGAGAGAAUUCGAGACUGUUAAACGCGUAGUGAAACCUGAAGAUGCAGAUGACAAGAAAGUGAAUAUCACAAUUCCAUAUGUGACUAUAAAUGAAUUAUGCAAAGAUAUUCUUGAAGAAGAAGUAGGAGAAGUAUUGAAGCAUUCAACACUCAAAGACGAUAUAUCAUCCAUGGGCGACAAAUUUCGUAUAAGAGUGUCAUAUAUGAAAUCAUUGUUUCAGAAAACAAUCGAUGAAAUUGUACAGCACAUUAAAAACAUUUUAGAAAAACCAGAAGCAAAGGAUGUGUCGAGACUUCUUUUAGUGGGAGGAUUUUCUGAAUCCCAUCUCAUACAAAAUGCUGUAAAGAAAGCAUUCCCAAAAAUGCAUAUCAUCAUCCCAGAAGAGGCUGGCUUGGCAGUUUUGAAAGGAGCUGUGAUAUUUGGACAUCAACCAGACUCUAUUUCAUCCAGAAUCAUAAGAUACUCGUAUGGGGUCCGAAUCACGCCAGAAUUUGACAAGGCUAAACACAGAAAUGACAAGAAAUUUAUGGUAAAUGGUGUGGCACAUUGUGCAGACGUCUUUUCACCUUUCUUGAAAGCUGGCACUGAAGUUCCAGCUAAUCAUAAAGUCGUGGAUGCCUACACAAGCACCAGACCCUUUCAAGACUCAAUGCCAGUAGUUAUAUACUGUUCUGAGAAAGAAUCGCCUCAGUAUGUCACUGAUGAAGGUUGUAAGAAGCUUGGUGUCUUGGAUGUUAAAAUCCCCAACCCUUCUGCAGAAGACCACCAUUUAGCGGUUCAGUACCAGUUUGGGGACACGGAACUUCACAUGCUUGCAGUGGAAGUUCAAUCAAAAACACCUUGCUCUGCCAAAUUUAAUCUAAUAUGACUGCUAUAUAUCAAAUCUUACCGUCCAUUCGUGUAAUUUUUUACACUUGCACAAAAUAGAUAAUCUGCAUACAUCGAAA
This is a messenger RNA of Saccostrea echinata, 1891 nucleotides long. RefSeq names its product heat shock 70 kDa protein 12B-like. Gene Ontology annotation, molecular function: ATP binding; ATP-dependent protein folding chaperone. The transcript is spliced from 5 exons. NCBI's taxonomy places the organism in Eukaryota, Metazoa, Mollusca, Bivalvia, Ostreida, Ostreidae. The coding region runs from base 73 to 1812 and encodes 579 amino acids. The record is from RefSeq and is a predicted model, not a curated record.